GUGGUAUGGUCAGACUCAAUCUGCUUUCGCAAGUUGUAGGGCGCAUUCAUCAUGGGUUCCAGAGAAUUGAGACCCUUAAGAUGGGCGCAGGAUGUUCAACAGUGGGAUUCGGGACAGAUGGAAGACAUGCCAGAGAGCGUACGACGCUUUUGGACUACAAGCUUCGACCAUUAUUAUCACUUCGACUAUGAGACUACACUCGAAGGCCACCUGUUGAAAGGUGUUGAGCCAUACCAAAUGACCCUCCUAACAUCUUCUGAGAUUGAUGGUCAAAAGUUGCCUUUCAAAGACGGUGACCUUGUCGGCUUUGUAGGAGCUUCUGAGGACGUGAAAUUUCCGGGAUCCAGUACGGCAGAAUCAUGGCCUUGUAUCUACUUUCCCCUCAAGAUGAACAAAGACCCCUUGGCAGCAAGCGACGCUCUCGGAGAUUUCAAGGUUUCUCUGGAAAGAGUCAACGUCAGAGCUUUUGUGGAAUCUGAUGAGUCAGCUCAAUAUAGUGGGACCUGCAACCAUCUAGGUCGGGGAGACGUCAUGUUAGGGGUCACAUUAACCAGGUACUUCGCCGCUGGCAAAUUGCCUUCUAACUCCAGAGUGCAAGUGCUCAUCAACGUGGUGCUGCAGCGAACGUACUCGAAAUGUGACAAAGUUCGUAUCAAAAUACAGCGAUCAGAAGGCUGGAAGUUGCUUAAUGAGGUUGACGAAUCUGGCGACGUCGAUCUCACUGGGCAGGAUGGAUCAACCCCGGCUCAUGCAUCAGUCCUGAAAAAGUCUGCUCCUUACUUCCAAGCACUGCUGAGCGAGCGAUGGUUCAGAGGCAUGUCCUCUGAGGAGAAACGGGAGCUUCCUCUGCCUGUCCCUGCCGAUGGAGAAACGGUCAAGUCCUUUUUGAAGUGCCUGUACGGAGUGCCGGUUGUCCUCCAGGUUCUUGAAUGGAGGGGCACGAGCAUGUUUGAGGACGUAUACCAGCUAGCGGACGCGUGCAGCGCGCGUCAAGUCUGCUUCCAGAUUGCGGAAUGUGUGCAGAUGACCGAGACGAACAUCCCUUGGUGGAUUGAGUGGCUGAAGGAAGAGCAUCCGCAAAACGAAUACAAGCCUAUAAAGCGCAGAGUCUGUGAAUUCAUGCAAAAACACUUCGCAGCGAGGUGGGACUGCUUUGAGCCGGACACACUUCGCGCGCUUUGGGGAAUGAAUCAAGGGGAUAGGGUCGCUCAAGAAAGGUUGAAGUGUGCCCUUAAGGAAAGAAAGUCAGCUAGUGACGGCUGAAGCAUGAUCGUGGAGUCGAUCAUGCGGCCGGAGGGCCGUUUAGAACCAAACCGCCUUUUGUUUGACAUCGAACAGUAGGAGGGGAAAAAACUCAUGGGUGACUUGUCGGCAAGAGUGAGCUUGUACUCACUCGCUGCAGGAUCUUUUACCACUUACAGAUUUGACGAUUUUGGAAUCGUCUUGUUCCAUUUGGCAAAAAGAAGACUGCCGGAAUACGGUCAGAGUCACACAAUACUCAUGGAGUACCCCAAGAGACAUUGAUUGAAGCGGAUGUAUUCCUCUUGACUACAACCGCAAGCAAUGGUCCUUUAUAGAGAAGAUGAACCCACCGUCCGAAAUCUUAUUGCUUGCGUGCAUUUGCGCGUGAAUUGGGACGCGGUGGAUUCAUUACAACCAUUUCAGAACGGUUUUGUGCCCCACCCCCAACCCUGUACAAUUCUGCUUGUCUAGAGUGUCAAUUAGUGGCAUAAUAUAUAUAUUAC
Messenger RNA from Klebsormidium nitens, 1745 nucleotides. The record is from the annotation of a GenBank genome assembly. Lineage: Eukaryota; Viridiplantae; Streptophyta; Klebsormidiophyceae; Klebsormidiales; Klebsormidiaceae.